CAAGAAAUGAGCAAAUCGGAUGCCUCCAGAAUCCAGUCGGGCCAGGCCAAGGCUGGUGGUGACAUGAGCUCUCAUGGAUUCGCCGCUCGUGCCCAGGGUGCAGCCGAUCGGCAUGCCGCGGCAGCCCAACAGUCAGCCGCGACUUCACACCAGGGCAUCGGCCACUCUGCGGAAGGCAAAGAUUCGUCCGGCUCGAAGAAGUAAUCGUCCUCUGUACGGAUGUUGAGUCUUUGCUUUGUUGUUACGGGAAGGCUGGAAGUUGAGCAGAUGCAG
Sodiomyces alkalinus F11 is the source of this 273-nucleotide messenger RNA. RefSeq lists its product as hypothetical. The transcript has 2 exons. NCBI's taxonomy places the organism in Eukaryota, Fungi, Ascomycota, Sordariomycetes, Glomerellales, Plectosphaerellaceae. The record is from RefSeq and is a predicted model, not a curated record. The coding region runs from base 7 to 204 and encodes 65 amino acids.